Molecule: messenger RNA, 3105 nt
Organism: Alexandromys fortis (reed vole)
Lineage: Eukaryota; Metazoa; Chordata; Mammalia; Rodentia; Cricetidae
Gene: Gtpbp2
Product: GTP binding protein 2
Exons: 12
Coding region: 558-2102 (514 amino acids)
Biological process (GO): translational elongation
Molecular function (GO): GTPase activity; GTP binding; translation elongation factor activity
Source: RefSeq, a predicted model, not a curated record
UUUGCCUGCCUGUGGGCCAGAAGAGGGAACCAGAUCUUACAGAUGGUUGUGAGCCACCAUGUGGUCGCUGGGAAUUGAACUCAGGACCUUUGGAAGAACAAGCAAUGCUCUUAACCACUGAGCCAUCUCUCCAGUCCCCAAGCCCCAACUUUGGAGUUUUACUCCUCUCCUACCUGGGCCUCCUAUGUCAGUAAGUUUGCAGUGACCAGUGCUGAGCUCACACAUUGGCUCUGGCCCAGAGUCCCUUGUAAUCUCUUACACUUGAUGGCAUCAGCUGAGAGGGAGGGGCAAGAAGGAAGUGGUGUCUACUAGGUGAGUGUCAAAGAAAGGCAGCAACAGCCUGAACACAGAAAGAAAAUGAAACCAAAACCAGAACACCCAGACUGGCCAGCAGUGUCAGCUGUGGAGGUUGGGGAGGAAGAGGUGAUCUUGCAUCUAGAAAGAACAUGCUGAGGAUCUGCGAUUCCAUCCUUGGAUAAGCUGAAGAUGGCAACAUCGAAUAUAAACUGAAGCUGGUGAAUCCAUCCCAGUACCGCUUUGAACACUUGGUGACGCAAAUGAAGUGGCGGCUCCAGGAGGGACGCGGUGAGGCUGUCUACCAGAUUGGUGUAGAGGACAAUGGGCUGCUGGUGGGGCUGGCUGAGGAGGAGAUGCGGGCUUCCCUCAAGACCCUGCACCGGAUGGCAGAGAAGGUUGGGGCAGACAUCACUGUUCUCCGGGAGCGAGAAGUGGAUUAUGAUAGUGACGUGCCCCGGAAGAUCACUGAGGUGCUGGUGCGAAAGGUUCCUGACAAUCAGCAGUUCCUAGAUCUCCGCGUGGCAGUCCUAGGGAAUGUGGACUCGGGGAAGUCGACCUUGCUUGGAGUCUUGACCCAAGGAGAGAUGGACAACGGGCGGGGCCGAGCCCGGCUCAACCUUUUCCGACACCUGCAUGAGAUUCAGUCUGGCCGAACCUCCAGCAUCAGCUUUGAGAUCCUGGGCUUUAACAGCAAGGGAGAGGUGGUGAAUUACAGCGACUCACGGACUGCAGAAGAGAUCUGUGAAAGCAGCUCCAAGAUGAUCACCUUCAUCGACCUGGCGGGCCACCAUAAAUACCUGCACACCACCAUCUUCGGCCUCACCUCCUACUGCCCUGAUUGUGCCCUGCUCCUCGUCAGUGCCAACACUGGAAUCGCCGGCACCACACGGGAACAUCUGGGGCUGGCCUUGGCCCUGAAAGUGCCCUUCUUCAUCGUGGUCAGUAAAGUGGACCUGUGUGCUAAGACCACAGUGGAGAGGACAGUACGCCAGCUGGAACGGGUCCUCAAGCAGCCUGGCUGCCACAAGGUCCCUAUGCUGGUCACCUCUGAGGAUGAUGCUGUCACUGCUGCCCAGCAAUUUGCCCAGUCACCCAAUGUCACGCCUAUAUUCACGCUGUCCAGUGUGUCUGGAGAGAGUCUGGACCUUCUUAAAGUCUUCCUGAAUAUCCUGCCUCCACUCACCAACAGCAAAGAGCAGGAAGAACUUAUGCAGCAGUUGACAGAAUUCCAGGUGGAUGAAAUCUACACCGUCCCAGAGGUGGGGACUGUGGUUGGAGGAACACUGUCCAGUGGGAUCUGCCGUGAGGGUGACCAGCUGGUGGUAGGCCCAACAGAUGAUGGCUGCUUCCUGGAGCUGAGAGUAUGCAGCAUCCAGCGCAAUCGCUCUGCCUGUCGUGUGCUGCGAGCUGGUCAGGCUGCUACACUAGCCCUCGGAGACUUUGACCGUGCACUGCUUCGCAAGGGCAUGGUGAUGGUGAGUCCCGAGAUGAAUCCCACCAUCUGCUCAGUGUUUGAGGCAGAGAUAGUCCUGCUGUUCCAUGCCACCACCUUCCGGCGGGGAUUCCAGGUGACAGUACACGUGGGCAACGUACGUCAAACAGCAGUGGUAGAAAAGAUCCAUGCAAAGGACAAGUUGCGGACAGGGGAGAAAGCAGUAGUACGUUUCCGCUUCCUGAAACACCCAGAAUACCUGAAGGUGGGCGCCAAACUGCUGUUCCGGGAGGGUGUUACCAAGGGCAUCGGUCAUGUCACGGAUGUGCAAGCCAUCACAGCAGGAGAAGCCCAGGCCAGUAUGGGCUUCUGAGUCCUCAGAACAGCUCUACUGCUGUCACUACAAUAAUAAGGUGACUUCCGGCCAUGCUGCCCACCGUCGGCGGCUGUGUGUUCCUAGACUAGGCAGAUUAGUGUCUGCUGCCACUUGCCUCCUGCCACCCUCUGGAGAGGUGUCAAGCUUGGCGUGGUCAGGGAGGGGCAGUCCUGAGGGAGAAGACAAUUCAGGGCAGUUCUCAGCAGCUGUGUGCCCCCUGGUUGGCUCAUUAACCCUGGCAGCUGCAUGACCUUGUCGACUGGACGCCACUCUCAGGACUGGGCAUGACUCACCAGUGUGACCUCUGCACUUCAGGAAUUGUCAUACCUGGGUUGGCCCUUGAAAGUACUUCUUACACCUCCUCUCAGGGCCACGUGAGUUCCCUUCUCCACCUGACUGGAUGAAAGGCAGUGCCCCUCACUGGGACCCAGGGACAGAAGAAAUGGCACAGAGACCAUGAAAGACUGUGUUCCUACCCUGUGUUGAGUCCUGAUGCAUAUUUCUGGCUUUAUUUCAUUGUCCUUUACUCAAGGGCCCUUUGCCCAGAUCCUCCUGUUAUAGGCCCCACUUGGUGCUAUUUGUGAUGCUGGCCUAAGCGUGGGGCUGCCAAGCUAAGACUUGGCACACUGAAGGCCAGCUGCAUGUCAGUUUCUCCUCUCAAGUCAUCUGUUGGUUUUCAUACUAGAUCAAGUAGUCUGUUUCCUUUCCCAGACUGGUAGCUGCAGGACCUUGACCCAGUUAUGUAUCCUGACAUCCUCAUCCCCAUUCCUGCUCCCACAUAAAUUUUUUCUUGUUUUAGUACUCUGUAGUGCCGGGAACCAGGAGGAAAGGGAAGGAUGUCAUUCUAGGCAUGGACUCCCUCCUUUCCCUUUGUUAGCAUCCUGGGUUCCCAUGAACUCAGGGAUUUGUUGGCUGAAGAUUCUCUGCACAUGUGUAUAUAUAUAUGUACAUAUAUUUAAAUACACAUAUAUAUUGUACAGAAUAAAAAUGUUUUAUUGGA